AACAGCUCGAGUCACAGUGCAAGAAGGCGGACUGGCUGUAGAUAGCUCUUGGAACAGGGAGUGAUACAGCAAACAUUGGACUAUAACAAAGACUUGUCUGAAUGGAUUAAACUGUUUUGUGAGACAUUUCAGUGGAUAUAUUAUCCCAAGGAUAACCAUAUAUCGGUAAAGGAUUGCUUGUUUAAUUUUUUGGGGCUUCUGAGAAAUUAAAUAAUGCGACUCUCCACAGUGUGUGGAUAGUGAUGGAGCGAGCUAACGUUACACUUCUAUCUCAGCUCUCGCUUUAGAUGUGUACUACAUACUCUCUUUGUGUUAUUAUAGCAAUUUAUUUUAGAUAGCUACCUAUUGAGAUAAGAUAUUAAACGACGAAAUGCUGGCUUGUGUGUGAGAACAUACGCGUAUGUGACUGGAUAACAAGCCCAUCAGCUGACGUUAGCCCAGCUAACUAGCUUGUUAGCAUUUCGGCUCGCCAAUCGACUGUCAAACGCGAGCAUUCUCCGUCACGAGAGGGGACGUUUAUAUACCCAUAAAAGCUAAAUAAUCGAACCUUGUCUUUAAGACGGAUUUAUUUAUUGUCAGUUGAUAUUAUAUUGUUAAAUAUCAGUCUUUUGACCUAAUCUUUGUCAAAACGGCGGCCCCAAAACAUUGUAACGUUAGACGAGACUAUCAGAGGCUAGCCGCUACCCCCUGGAAUCUUUCAAAAUGCACCAUCCUGAUUCUGCAGGAGACUCUGGCAGCGUCAGAAAGAUGGCGCACCCGGCGAAUUUUCCUAGAAGGGGUAGUAACAUUAACACUGGUGCCGGGAGUGGCCCCAUGUCAACACCAGCUAGUUCGGCUGUUAGCAACAGCCACGUCCCCGCUGAAGACUACCAAUCCCCCCUCCUGAUGCAGUCUCAACCCCUUGUUGGAUCAUCCUCCCCUGGGCCUCAGCACCCUCCCCACAGCCUGAAUCUGCACUCCCAGCCACAGCCCCAGGCUCUGUCCUCUGGGUCACAGGUGAAGAAGAAAAGCGGCUUCCAGAUCACUAGCGUGACCCCAGCCCAGAUCUCUGUGAGCACCAACAACAGCAUAGCAGAAGACACAGAGAGCUAUGAUGAUCUGGAUGAGUCUCAUACGGAGGAUCUUUCCUCUUCAGAGAUCCUGGAUGUCUCCCUCUCUAAGGCCAACGACAUGGCUGGGGGUGAGAGGAGUUCCUCGGAGGAGACACUGAAUAACUUCCAUGAGGCGGUCACACCCGGGGCAGUCUCCCCCAACCAGCCCCCCCACUCCUUAAUCCAGGGACCCCAGCACGGAGGGAUGGUUAACGGGAAUGUGCACCACCAUCAUCAUCACCACUACCACCAUCAGCAGGGGCAACAUAAUCAUCCUCACCAGGCCCUGGCUCAGCCUCCUUCCUCAGCCCCCCACUCAACCCCCACGUCUGGAGGAGCUGGUGGUGGCCCAAAGAUGCCUUCUGCCAUGGGGGUCCUUCUGGAGAAUGUUUCAGUGGGUUCUGCCAGUGUUGCUGCUCAGCCUGUAGCAGUUGUCCCUCUCCCUGGAAUGCAUGGCUCUACUGCUGGUGCUACCAUUAGCAUAGCUAAUCCCCUGACCAGCAAUAUUAGUAUUGUGGAUAUGUACAUCUCUUCCAAUGUGCCUGUGAUGGGGGGGGUUAGCACCAGCGCUAGCAGCAGCAGUGGUGGUGGCUUCCCCCCCAGUGUGAUGAGUAGCAGUGGUGGGGUUGGAGGUUUGAUGGGGAGUAACUUUGGCAACACCAACUCCAAUAUCAAUUUGAUACAAAAUCAAAGCUCUGGAACUGUGAACUCGAGCAUCACUAUGAAUUCUGCUGCUGCCACUGCCUCUGUGGUGUUGGGGCCCUCCAGUGGCACCCAGGGUGGAGGAGCUGCCAUGCCCCAGCCAGGGAAGAAGAGCUCUGGCAUGGCUUCAGCCUCAGUCCCCUCCUCCCAGCCAGCCCCAACACCAGCUCCUGCCACCACCAGCUCCCGUUUCAGAGUGGUCAAGCUUGACUCCAGCUCGGAGCCUUUUAAAAAGGGCAGAUGGACAUGUACUGAGUACUAUGACAAGGAGACCCCAGGUUCAGCCCCUGCCCUCUCGUUCCCUGAGGUUUCUCUUCCUAGUGGACGGGGUGUGGAGAGCAUGCGACCGUGCGGGCCUGAGAUUGUGACAGGGGGGUCGGAGAGAGAGGGCAUCAGUGGGAGUUCAGUGAACAGCACAGUCAGCACACUGAGUCACUACACAGAUAACGUUGGCAGUGGAGAGGCCGGAGCCCCCCCAUUACUCCAGCCCCAGUCUCACUAUCAGGACUACUCCAACCCCCCUAAGGCCUUCCAGACCUCCCACCCCAGCCUCCCCAUGGGGGUGUCCCAGCCUCACCUGCUGACCACUGUGGCUCCCUCAGUCCCCGCCAGUGCUCAUCAGCCUGCCACCAUCAACAUGGCUGGCCUCAAGACCACCCUAGGCCACCCUACCACUCCCAUGCCCCAACAGCCGCUCACCUACGCCCAGGCAGCCUCUAUCCCAGCCCCAGCCUCAGCUCAGGGACUAGUGGGGGUGCAUCAGCAGCAGAUGAGCUAUGCUCUUCCCCAGCAGCCUUCUGUCCCUUCCCAUGCAGCCCCAGUGCACAGGCUUAGCCAGGUUGGAGGUAUGCAUCCAGACUACCCUCACCCCCAGGCAGGCCUACCCCAACCUGCUCUCCCACAGGCCCUGCCUGGACCUGGGCAGAUGGGAGUCCCGCAGCAGCAGGUGGUUGGCUCCAUGCUCCAACCCCAGGGUCUUCUCCAACAGCAGCCCCAGCAGACCUCUCUCCAGGCCUCUGCGGCAGGAACGGGGCUAAUGCCUCAGAUGGGCCCAGGAGUGCCCGGGUUUGGGCAGCAGCCACAAGGACACCCUCUCCCCCUGGACCAUCAACAACAGCAGCAGUCACUCCCAGGCCAAGCCCAAGGACUUGCCACCCAGCUGCCAGUCCCCCCAAACCAGGGCUGCCUAGCCUCCAUUGUGCCUCAUUCUAACCCCCAGAACGACCCCCAGCCCCAGAACAGCAGUGGACUGGCCCAAUCUCACCCCCAGUCCCAGCCACCCAGGGUCAGCAUGCCCCAGGCUGUGGCUGCCCAGGCCAGCGCCCUGUAUGCCAGCCUGCCCUCCUUCACCACCACCCAGCUGGAGGAUGCCCAGCGCCUGCUCUUCCAGCACCAGUCUGCCUUCCUGGCACAGGCCCUGCCCAAGCUGGCUGGGGAGGGUGGCUCUGAGAUAGGCACAGGGCUGGGGACUGAAAGUAACCCUGCCGCCACCGUGGUCAGUGCCUUAACCGCCUCUGCCGGACUCUUCAAAGCUGUGGACGGAGACGAUGAUGGUUCGUCAGGAGCCAGUGUGGUGGCCAUAGACAACAAAAUCGAACAGGCUAUGGACCUGGUGAAGAGCCACCUGAUGUAUGCAGUGAGGGAGGAAGUGGAGGUUCUGAAGGAGCAGAUCAAGGAGCUGAUUGAGAGGAACUCUCAGCUUGAGCAGGAGAACAGCCUUCUAAAGACCCUGGCCAGCCCAGAGCAGAUGGCUCAGUUCCAGGCCCAGACCCAGGCGGGCUCCCCUCCCACCUCCACACAGCCACCGGCCCAGACCCAGGCACCAGCCCUACCCCCAACCCAACUGCAGCCAACCUCACACAACUCUGGACCCUCAGCAUAGCAUCACCGCCUACCCCGGGAGAGGGGUGGAUGAAGCAACCUAUCAACCAACCAGGGUCUGACUGACUGUCCUCAGACAUAUUCUGUUCUAACACUGCAGAACAACCAGGCCUUCACUGCAGGAGGCUACGCUGUUAAGACAAGAAUUUGCACAUAUUUAACUCUGGGAGCGGCGACGGGUGGUGUUGUCGUUUCAAGGCGCUUUAUAACACAAUAUCAAAGACAAUCUACCUAGGAGAGGAGAAAAGGAGGCUGUUAUAGGAGAAUGAACAUUGCUCAAAAAUACAUGGAAGAAAAACUUAACAAAGAAUCACUGUGCCUGUAUCAAUGGAUUUCAGGUGAUGUCGACUUCAGUGGUAACAAUGAUGGAGGGAGAUAGUGAUGGGAGUCACCAUGCUUCGCUGAAUCCUAAUAAUGUAAAUAAAUGCAGCUGUUCUCUUUUUUUCUGUGCGAUACAGAGAGGGACAGACGGAGAAUAGAGCCCCUCUCAUUGUGACAACUUCAAUAAUCUGUGAGGAUUUAUCAUCGUGUAAUAGUCCCCAUCUGGCAUGGGGCGAGAGGAGAGGAGGUCUAGAGGGAGAACACAACACUUCCAUUGACGUCAUCAUUUUAACUGUGAGGUUGAAGGGUGUAGUAGCCUACAUUUGCUUAUUAAAGGAGGGAUGAUGAUAAUGAGGGUUUUUCCCUGUAUUUAAGUUUAAGCCCCUCAGCCCUGCACCCUGUUAUCUUGGUGGAUUCUCUAUUCAUGUAAUGAAGCUGAGGGGUUGAGAUGUUAGGCUAAGCUGCAUUUUCAAAGAUGAGUUGAUGGCCUUUCUACAUGAUGUAUAUCUCUGUAUAUUUAGUGUAAGUACUGUGUAAUAUAGUGAUAUAAGGAGAGAAGACCAGAUGCUAUGUAGGUGAAGUACAAAUGAAGAGGGAGCUAGUAAUGGGCUGGCCUGAAGAUUUGUGCAGUCUCUUUUAUAAUGCUGUAAUUCAGGAGUAUGGCGAGCUGUGGAGGUUAUUUAACAGACAGAUGACUGUAUCCACUAUUCAUAUCCUGGGUUACAACAUUAACGGUUACUGUAAACCAUUGUUCACUUGAAAUUAUUUGAAGUAUUGCACCCCUCGUGAAUUUUUAUUUCAUUUGUUUUCAUUUUUUGACAGUGAAGUACUUCCUGAUCAACUCUUUAACUUAACAAACACCGUACUCUGAAUAUCAUAAAGAAAAACAAAUCGAUUUUUUGCAUUCUAUGUAUAAGUUGUAAGCUCAUGUUCUGUGCAUGUUUCCUCAAACCAGAUGAGGUAUUGUAAACAUACAUAACACAAUUACAGUUGCACUUCACAACUUUCAAUAAAAAUGUUAAAGGAAUCAAAA
Messenger RNA from Salmo salar (Atlantic salmon), 5028 nucleotides. RefSeq names its product TSC22 domain family protein 1. The record is from RefSeq and is a predicted model, not a curated record. Gene Ontology annotation, cellular component: nucleus; cytosol. Gene Ontology annotation, biological process: regulation of transcription by RNA polymerase II; positive regulation of cell population proliferation; negative regulation of apoptotic process. Lineage: Eukaryota; Metazoa; Chordata; Actinopteri; Salmoniformes; Salmonidae.